UUAAACUGUAGAUACAUAUACACCAUUAAGAGAGGCUAUCAUCGAUUAACAGAAUCCCCGUCAUUUACAAACAUUUCAAUGAUGGAUUCCUUAUAUAGUGCCCAAGAUGUUCUCCUUUGUGACCUGUGUAAAAUAGCCGCACUUCAGAGCCAUUGUGAAGUUUGUAACAUUAACCUAUGUAAGGAUUGUGUUGGUGAGCAUCUUUCUGAUUCAUCCAAUAGACACAAUGUCGUACCAUACACGCAAAACCUAUACACAAAGUCGAAAGAUUUAGCGAAAGAUUUGGAAGAACUAGAAAAAAUCAUCUAUCCUGCCUAUGAAAAAUGUUCAAUAGAUUUAAAUUCAGAGAGAUUAGACGUGGAAAAACAUUAUGAGAAACUGGCAAGAGAUAUCAUCAAGGAAGGCGAAUGUUGGCAGAGAGACAUUAACAUCAUUGUCAACAAACAUUUAACAGAGAUAGAUGGAAUGAAGACAAAACAUAUGGCUGCUUUAAUUAAACAGGAAAAAGAAGUUCUCAAAGUUACUUCCGACCUAAAGGUAGCUAUCCUUGAUCUCAGAAAAAUACUAAAAUCUUAUGAUACUUCCAUUACCUCUACGUACCAUUCCCAGAAUGCUGAAUUCAGAAGUUUGCCUCCAAAAAUCAACGUUUCAUUACCUAGCUUUACUUCUCAUCAGAUCAGCAUAGAACACCUAUAUCAGAUGUUUGGAUCUCUAUCAACAUUAUCAACUACAAUACAAGAGCAUGACACAGUUUUAAAGGCAUCGAAGACCAUGCCCUGUCCUGAACACAAACAACUGCUUGAUAAGCCAAAGCUCACAACUACAAUAGAGACCAAGUACGAACUAUUAUACAACAUUACAUGUCUUGAUGAUGAAGAAGUAUGGACAUGUGGCGAUGACAAAAGCAUGAGACUUUUCGAUCUACAGGGUAAACUACUCAAGACAAUCAAUACCAAAUCAGGGAAUGUACCAUGUGACAUAGCAGUGACAAGGAGUGGAGACCUAUUGUAUACUGACCGUGAAACUAAAACUGUUAACAUUGUAAGGAAUACGGAGAUGCAGGAAAUUAUCAGACUAAAGGCGUGGAUUCCUUAUUUUAUCUGUUGUACCUUGUCUGGUGACUUCCUAGUAACAAUGAAAACUGACAAUGGAGACUAUUCAAAAGUUGUCCGUUAUUCCAGCGCCACAGAAAAACAAACCAUACAAUUUGAUAGUAAAGGUCAACCAUUAUAUUCACCGUUUUACUUGAAACACAUAAGUGAGAACAAGAAUUUGGAUAUAUGUGUAGCUGACAAUGGAGCCAAUGUAGUCGUAGUGGUUAAUCAGGCAGGAAAACUCCGAUUUCGAUACACUGGUCAUUCCACUUCUGGGCGAUCAUUCAAUCCAGCAGGUAUCACGACAGAUUGCCUUAGUCAAAUCCUCACAUUAGACAAUAAAACCAGCUGUAUUCACAUUCUAGAUCAGGAUGGACAAUUUCUCCGUUACAUUGAUAGUUGUGAUCUUCAUCACCCUAGGGGGAUCUGUGUCAACACCAAAAACUACCUCUUUGUGACGGAAUGUCAUAGUGGAAAAGUAAAGAGAAUAAAAUACAUGCAGGACAUCCAAUAGCUAUAUGUACUAAUUGUAUUUAUGGUCGAAUUGUUUCAUGUACG
Molecule: messenger RNA, 1652 nt
Organism: Saccostrea cuccullata (small rock oyster)
Lineage: Eukaryota; Metazoa; Mollusca; Bivalvia; Ostreida; Ostreidae
Exons: 2
Coding region: 79-1608 (509 amino acids)
Biological process (GO): proteasome-mediated ubiquitin-dependent protein catabolic process; protein polyubiquitination
Molecular function (GO): protein binding; zinc ion binding; ubiquitin protein ligase activity
Source: RefSeq, a predicted model, not a curated record